UGAAUCAUUUCUUCCGAGUCCCUUCGAUCAUAUACGCAUUUCCCCCUCCACUGUUAAAAAUUCCAGUAACAUUCCAAAACGCAAAGAGUGCAAUUAGUCACGAACCGUCUCUUCUUCUCGUACAAUUAUGAAACAUUCAAAUAGAAAUUUAGCUCAAUACCGUAAGACAGGAAGUUCGAAAUUUUACCACUUGUGCCACUUUUCUUUUUUAUUCUUAAAGAUUUCGAAAGCCCGUUUCGAAAUAACAAUGUGCAAUUGCAAUUUUUCGCGAAUCGUCAGUUUUCUCUAUAAAGGACUGGUUUUUCAGGAAGCGAAGCGAAACGACAGCUAGCGGACGUCGCACAACACCGCGGCGUUGUCUUCUCGUAGUAUGCGAUCAUUUGGCUCCUUUUUCUUUUUUCGUCAUCCGCUUAUUCCUAUCGUGGAAUGCCUCGACAAAAGAAAUUGCGUAUCGUUGAUACAACUAUCGUCAAAUUACGCGAACAUCGCUCGAAUCUGUAGGAUGGCGCCGAAUAUUCGACGCUGGAAUUGCAUAAGUUUUACGCAGCGCGCAGAAUGCACGCGGAAACGCAGGGUCGAUUAUCGAUUUUUCUGCGGCCGGAUCAGCCGGUUUGCCUUGCAACCUGUCUACACACCGUAUACGAGUCACGUGCAUUUUAUUCGCGCUGCUAGGCGCGCAUCUGUGAAAUUACUCGCUUUACGACCCCGUUGCAUGUGCUUCGCGAUCCUUGCCUCAACGUUUGUCCUGUUAACUGCGUCGGAUGUCUCAAGCAAAAUUGGUAAUUGAUUUUUAAGCGGCUGAUAACAGGCUUUGUGUAACGUGCCAUUGAUUGGACCGGAUUGAUAGGAAUGAACGAUAAGCUGCAAUCGUUUUUGGAACGAGAGCCUUUCCAUCGCUGAACAGAUUGCAGUAAUUGGAACGAUGUUUGUUUGGAGCUCAAUGGAGAUAUAGAUUAUAGUUGUUAGAUUGUGGAUUUCUGUGCAUUUAUGGGAAAUUUGAAAGUGCAAAAUUGCACAGACCGCACAUAUUAUGAAGAUAUAUAUAUAUGUGAAAUAUACAAAGUAUAGUGCUUUGUAUAAUGCUUGAUAGAUAAAGCAAUUUUUUAAUUGUAUUCUCAAAAAUAUUAAUUCGCAUUAAAAUUAAUCUUCCAAAUCUAAUAAUUAUUGUCCGAAUAUUAAGUACAUAGAGUGUUUACUGUGGUUUGUGUAAGCUAUAAGUCUUAAUUUGGAAUAAAGAUAGCGAUGUUUAAAGAUUUAUCUGAUUCAGGGAUGGAGGAUUAGAAUAACGAAGGGAAGGUCUUUGUUCGAAAAGAAAAUAUUUGAAUAGAUAUUGCAUAGUACAAUAGCUUGCAGGAUUGAAAUAUUUUUUCAUAAAGUUAGGUGCUUUGUAGUAUGUGGUUACGUUAUCGUAGAUAGAGCUAGUUUUAUCGAUGCAAAAAUAGACAUACGUCAUCCUUUUCUUUAACCUAGAAAUAGCGUGUAGAAUGAAAUAGGCAGUAAGUGGAUCAAAUAUGCAUAGAGUAUUCUUUUAUAAAAUACACAACGUUACGUUACCAUGUAAAUUUGCAAUCAUAGUUUCUAAAGGAUUAAAGUCGACGCUUCGAGUGAAAUAUUUCUACAGGCAUAGUUUACAAGGAAAAAGUAGAGGUUAAGGAAAUAAUAAAAUUGUAUUCUUCGCGUUCAGGAACCACACUGAUACAAUUCUCGAGAAUAUCAAUCGAUAUUUCGUGACGCAGAAACAUUAUAAAAAUAUUCUGUAAGUUGUGAAUUCAACUGAAAGGAAACUGCAAGAAAUUUUAUAUAAAGCGGCGUUUUCUUGUAAUUUAAAUGUUCCCGCUUCCCGACGUCAGUCAGUCUAGCCAAUAGGUAACUACACGUGACGCAAGGAACAAAGUUGGAAAGGUAGUACAACGUAUAACAUCGAUUCGUGAAGGUUGCCGUGUGAUCCAUAGAUCAUAAAGUUGCACACGUGCACGAUCGAUAGUUAAAAAACUUGUCUCGUCAAGUUCGAACGCUCUAGAGAAGAUCUUUCCUGUGGAUCAGCAAGUACAUCGAUCGCAAACACUCGAAGAAUCCUUGAUAUAAGUUAACACUUAUGUAACAAAACGUGGAGGUAAGGAGUAGAUUGGAUGAAAAGUUUGGGAAGCGGUAAAUUUAAACUCUGCACAGCUAGAGAAGAAGAAGAAGAUAGAACAAUUUGUAAAAGAAUACAUCGAAUUAAAUUCAAUUUACGAAGAGUACAAAAGGAUAUUAUUAAAACUGAAUCCUGUCUAAAAGAACUUUAAGUCGUAAUAACGAGGUUUUAAGAUUAAGUAAGAAAUUUAAAAAAAGAACCGAUAACCUAGCUCGAUGAUAUUUUCGCGGUUUAUCGUUUGAUUUACGUAUGUGGCUUUGUAUAUAUUCUUAAAAUCAACGUCACAGUAGGAUUGCUAAUAAAAAAGAUAGACAAGGCUUGAUUCAAUUGGUUCAUCGCGAUUGAUAAGUCGCUCAACGGAAAAAAAUAAUGUCGAACAUGAACAGAAGCCUUCUGAGUGUUUCGUGGAAUACGUUAAAGUUGUUGAGAACUUCGAUGAAGUCUGGUUGGAUGUGGGCAAGGUUAGCCUCCAGUCAAUGUGACGUACCCAUGGUGGUCCCUAAAGAGGAGGUGGUUAGAUUCGUAUCUGAGUGCAUGUGCAAGGCUGGAACAUCGCUCGAGGAUGGUUGUAUCGUUGGCCAUCAUUUAAUGGUCGCCGAUUACCGUGGCCAUUUUAGCCAUGGAAUGAACAGAAUGCAAAUGUACGUGCAGGAUAUUAAGGACGGAAUGACCAAUCCUACUGCGAAGCCAGAGAUCCUUACGGAUUUUCAGGCGAUAGCGUUGGUCAACGGGAACAACGGUUUGGGCCAGGUGAUCGGUAAAUUUUGCAUGGAACUGGUGAUAAAGAAGGCGAAGAAGUUCGGUAUCGGGAUGGUGUCGACUUGUGGGUCGAAUCAUUAUGGCAUCUGUGGUUACUACACUAAAAUGGCGAUCGACCAAGGUCUCGUGGGCUUCUCCUGCACCAAUACGAGUCCUCUGAUGGCACCGACCCGUAGCAAGUGUGCGGGUUUAGGCACGAAUCCGAUAUCUUUGGGAAUGGGAGCGUCGAACAACGAUGAGUUCGUGUUGGAUAUGGCCACGACAGCCGUUGCUCUGGGCAAAAUCGAGCUAGCUAUCAGGAAGAACGAAGCCAUUCCCUCAGGCUGGGCGCUUGGGUCCGAUGGGAAGGUUACCACAAACGCCGAAGAAGCGUACAAAACUUCUCUUUUAUUACCUGUUGGUGGAGAGGAACACACUAGCGGCUACAAAGGCUAUGGACUAGCUUUGAUGGUCGAGGUACUUUGCGGAAUUCUGUCUGGAAGCGAGUUUGGUCCUAAUAUCAGACAGUGGAAGACCAAAGAAAAAAUUGCUAAUCUUGGGCAGUGUUUCAUGGCCAUAAAUCCGGAAGCUUUUGGUUGUGGAUCGAAGGAGAGAUUAGGUCAGUUGUUGAAACAGUUGAGAAAUUUGGCUCCCGCCGAAGACAAACCUGUUUUGAUACCUGGAGACCUGGAGAGGGCAGCCAUGGAACGCGUGGAUAAAGAGGGUGGUAUUACGUAUCAUCCCAAUCAGAUACAGGCGUGUAAAGAGUUCGCGAAAGUUAUGGGAGUCGAGCCUCUGAAACUCAUUCCCAAGAAUGGUUAAUCAGGAAAUUAGUUUUGUUUAGUACCUGGUAGGUACCUGAUGGUUCUUAAGAAAUUACUUAUUGAGGUUGAACCUUUUUGAUGUAUUUAUAUCUAUUAACUUUUAGAUCAUUAUUUCGUAUUGUUGUUGCUAUGUGUAUAUUGAUAUUAGCAAUAGAUCUGAUAAUUACAUUGCGACUGCGAUCUAUAGUACAUAUCAUACAAUGCAUUAAUAUGUUUACUACACAUUAUUAUAUUGUGUACACUCUACGUUUGGAGAAAAGUCUCUAACCAACAAAAUACUCUUCAAUGAUGCUUUUCCACGCAAGAUCUAUGAAUGUUCUAACAGCAAUCUACUCAAAUUUUUCUAACAUACGCAUGUAAUAUACAAAGCUCAAGGAAAUGCAAUUCCUCAUAUUUUAUACGAUAUUGUAAACACGGCUUUUAUACUUAUAAAAGAAGCUACACGAAUAUACACGAUCAUCGAUGUUUUUAGUUG
Bombus impatiens (common eastern bumble bee) is the source of this 4171-nucleotide messenger RNA. RefSeq lists its product as uncharacterized. Bases 2504 to 3694 code for a protein of 396 amino acids. The transcript has 2 exons. The record is from RefSeq and is a predicted model, not a curated record. Lineage: Eukaryota; Metazoa; Arthropoda; Insecta; Hymenoptera; Apidae. Gene Ontology annotation, molecular function: oxidoreductase activity.